Prorocentrum cordatum is the source of this 1179-nucleotide messenger RNA. NCBI's taxonomy places the organism in Eukaryota, Dinophyceae, Prorocentrales, Prorocentraceae. The record is from the annotation of a GenBank genome assembly.
AUGCUGCAGCUGACGUUCGGACUCGGGCUGGGCAGCGUUGCGACCCCGCUGUCAGCUGCGCACUACCUGAUCAAGUCCCACCCUUCUGCGGCUGUCAGCGACGCCCUACUUGCGGACCGGCGCCACAGGUGGAGUGGCCCCCUCCCUCCUGCGGAUCGGUUGAAUUUCAAUGGACCGAUGCGGUGGCUGUGCCCUGUGCCAGCGCAGCGAUGUCUUAGGCGGAACCUUCACAUCUCUAUGCGGCUGUCGGCUGCGCCCUACCAGAACUACCCCGCCUUGCUGCGGCUGUCAACUGCACGCAACCAGCGAACCGGCGCUGCAGCUGCGCCCUACCAGACCGUGCGCCACAUGCUUGUGGUCCCCUUCACUGGACAGGCGCCUGGCGCGUCCGCGCUUGCCCCCACUGGGCUGUUGGCCUCCGACGGCGGCGCCCCCGCCCGGGUUCGCUUGCGCGGCAGGUUGCGCCCAUCGCUGCUGGACUGGUGUGCCCCGGAGUGCGCCUACCAUGUGGCUUAUCCUAUUGCCCUGGAGAUGGCCUGCUGGGUUGUACGUCGCCCUCCCGUGAAUUUCAAGUUCCUGCUCUUCGGCAAUGGCGCGGACGAGGCGCUGUCCGCGAGGGUGGUACGCCAUCUGGACGGGCUGCUGGGCAUCGAGGGCGAUCGGAGGGCACAGACGGUGCUCAGAGGCGAGGUGACGCGUGCUGUGCUGGGCAGGGCGGGCUCCCGGGAGCAGAAGCUGGACGUGCAGGUCACCUACCUGCGCAGGGUGCACCACUUCUGCUUCUACUCCGCGCGGUGGUGCGAGGACGCCUGGGACCUGGAGCGCAGGUGCGGGGCCGUCUUCCUGCGCGGCGCCGCGGAAGAUGGGGAGGUGGAGGCGCCAGCGGACGCGGGCCCUGGGGAGGCACGCGAGCGCGCGAUCGAGCGCUUCCUCGGCGAGGCCCGGUUGGAGAGGGUCGAGCCGUGCGAGCCGGCAGAGCAGGAGGUGGCGUCUCUGUGCCAGCAGAGGACCCUGACGGUCGCGGAGGGCAAGUACCGGUGCUGCGAGUGCCGGAAGCUCUUCUGCGGCCCCGAGUUCGUGGAGAAGCACCUGCGGAGGGCCCACGUGGAGCUCUUCGAGCCGCUGCGCAGGAAGGCCCAGGAGGAGGCGAUGUGCCGGGCGUUCAGUGCACAUUGCUAG